GCAUGCGCACUAGUGCGGUGACGCCAAACGGCAGGGAUAGGCGAGAGUUCCAGAGGACUCAGCGUAGUGCUGCUUCAGUUUAGUGAUUGUCUUCACUGAUACAAGUCCUUUUUUUAACUGGUGGAACAUCAGAAAUGGCCCGUGGGCACCAAAAGUUCCAGUCCCAGCAGAAAAACGCCAAAAAGCAGGCAGAGAUCAAGAAGAGUAAAGGCCAUGACCAGAAGGCUGCAGCUAAGGCUGCUUUAGUAUACACAUGCACCGUGUGUCGGACACAAAUGCCCGACCCGAAGACCUUUAAGCAGCACUUUGAAAGCAAACAUCCAAAGUCUCCAAUGCCCCCAGAGUUGGUUGGUGUGGAGGCGUAAUGGAUUAACCUCUUUCUGUAAGGCAGUUGGAACCAACUCAGGACAGGCUUCUACAUUUUGAGGUGUUUCAGAUAAUCUUCAGUACAGCUUCAGUUAUUGCUCAUGAUGAUUAACUGAUGUAUGGGUGUGCUUAUGUAGGGAUUUUACACAAUCAAUUGGACUGAAGACAGCUACCCUCUCUUGGCAUAAAUGUAUGUGUUCCACUUUUGAUUGUAUGCAAUAUUUGCAAAAUCUGAUCAUUUCAAAAUGUUAUGCUCACAAGACUAGCUUGUCCAUGGGCUCCACCACCAUCUCAGGUCUCCCACUGUUUCACAGCAAGCUUUGAAUACAAGAUGAAUUGGCACUGGCUCAAAUGAACAAAGAUGAUGAUGAUAAUUGGAAGUUAUCUGCCAAAUCCAGUGUAAUGUGAAAUCCAUUAUGGGUUUUGACUGAGAUGGAUUUGUGAUGCAGAAGGGUUGAUGUCAAAAUAAUAGUUAUCCAGAAUGUGACUAGAGUUCAUUAAUGUGCUUGGAAAGUCACAUUCAUAACCACUAAUGCUGUGUUCUUUCUAUUAGAUUCAGAUUUACUUCUAAUCUGCACUGAUUAUAUAUAUAUAUAUAAACAUAUAUUUUUUGGCUUGCUUCCAUUAUU
This is a messenger RNA of Pundamilia nyererei, 995 nucleotides long. RefSeq names its product zinc finger protein 706-like. Bases 135 to 365 code for a protein of 76 amino acids. NCBI's taxonomy places the organism in Eukaryota, Metazoa, Chordata, Actinopteri, Cichliformes, Cichlidae. The record is from RefSeq and is a predicted model, not a curated record. The transcript has 3 exons.